GGAGUUACCAUUUGAAAGACGAGCUAUGGAUCUCUCGACGGCGGCGGUCUUCUCAUUUUCCGCUGAUUUUUACCAAUCGGGAAUAGAUUCUGAUGCUGAGCGCGUCGGGAUUGCUCUACAACUGGAGAUAUCGCACGGGUCGGAGCCUUCCCGAUCCAAACCCAUCGCUUGAUCCCCUCUCUGCCGCUCCUGCCGCUUCUGCCGCAGGUGGAGAUGCCUAUCCCCGACACUCCGUCGCCGUCGCCGCUUCGGAGAUGGUCCUCAGCUCGAACCCAGACAUAUUCCUCCCGAUUCCCAAUUCUUAUUAGAGAUCUUACCGCAUAUAAUGCCUUGCUGGAAUCGUAAAUCUGUAAACUUGAUGUCAUGUGAUAUUUGCACUGGCAUACGUAGAUUCAGAGGAAUUUGAACCAGAUUGGCUAGGUAACCAAAGUGACGGCGACUCUAUGAUUGGCAGCAGUAUCUACGGCGCAUCUUUAGCAAGCACACUAGAUAGGCUAAGCUUGACCAGGAACGACCAACUUCCUGGUGUUGUUCUGCAGGCAAGAGCAAGGCUUCAAGAGAGACUUAGAGGCAUCUCUCCGUCUGGAAAUAGGUUAGUCACGCAAUGUGCCAUAGAUGGUGCAGCAAAACUUAUGACAUCUCAAGGAAUGAGGUUGCUUAUGAAUGAUGAAAUGAGGCUCGUCAAUCAUGGAGAACCAGAUGCAGAGAGUCUGGUUGAAUGGUUUGAAUCAGGUUCAUUAGCACCAAGCUCAAGAGCAGAAACUGAUGGCUAUGUGCAAUAUGCUAAUAGGCCACCUGGACUCAGCUCAAAGGCUUUCAGUAAUCUACGGAUGGAAGUUUAUGUUGAGAGAGCUUUUCUCGAUUGCUCCAUCUGUCUGGAGAGAUUUGUAGAGGGCGAAGAAUUGAUUCAGCUGUCUUGCAGGCACAGGUUCCAUCCUGAUUGCUUGGAGCCAUGGGCGAAGAUAUGUGGGGAGUGCCCGUAUUGCAGGACGACCAUAUAAAGGCUGUUGCGGAGGUUAUUUGGAGCUAUGUCAUACACGAAUCCUUUCUCCAGUCGAGAUAUAUGGUCCUUAGGCAGUGUAGGAAGUAAAAAGGUUUGGAGA
Molecule: messenger RNA, 1103 nt
Organism: Zingiber officinale
Lineage: Eukaryota; Viridiplantae; Streptophyta; Magnoliopsida; Zingiberales; Zingiberaceae
Product: probable E3 ubiquitin-protein ligase RHY1A
Exons: 4
Coding region: 444-1001 (185 amino acids)
Source: RefSeq, a predicted model, not a curated record